This is a messenger RNA of Pediculus humanus corporis (human body louse), 1149 nucleotides long. Its product is annotated as lachesin precursor, putative. Gene Ontology annotation, cellular component: neuron projection. The coding region runs from base 1 to 1149 and encodes 382 amino acids. The transcript has 8 exons. NCBI's taxonomy places the organism in Eukaryota, Metazoa, Arthropoda, Insecta, Psocodea, Pediculidae. The record is from RefSeq and is a predicted model, not a curated record.
AUGAUUUUUCGCCUCGAGGUAUUAACUGAUGGUCCGAGAUUUUUGGAGCCAAUACCUAAUGUAACAGUGGCUUUAGGCCGAGAUGCUUCAUUACCUUGCGUUAUUGAAAAUUUAGGGAGUUAUAAGGUGGCUUGGAUCCACAUAGAUAGACAAAUGAUUCUUACAAUCCAUAGAUAUGUUGUAGCUCGAGUACCAAGGUAUAGCGUGUCUCACGAUAGUCAAAAAACGUGGUUACUACACGUUUACGGUGUACAGCAAGAAGAUCGAGGUUAUUACAUGUGCCAAGUAAACACAAAUCCAAUGAUAAGCCAAGUAGGUUACUUACAAGUUGUCGUGCCUCCAAAUAUUGUCGACGAGGAGAGCACACAAUCGGCUGUUGCUGUCAGAGAACAUCAAAAUGCUUCUUUGACAUGUAAAGCAGAAGGUUUUCCCGUACCUAAAAUAACGUGGAGAAGAGAAGACGGUCAAACAAUUCCUAUCGAUAAGAGAAAAAAAGUAACUGUAUAUGAUGGAGAAACUCUUAAUUUAUUAAAAAUAAGCCGGUUAGAAAUGGGUGCCUAUUUGUGCAUUGCUUCCAAUGGAGUUCCUCCUUCAGUCAGCAAAAGAAUUAUUGUUGACGUAGAAUUUUCACCGAUGAUUUGGGUACCUAACCAAUUGGUGGGUGCACCAUCUGGUACAGACGUUACAAUUGAUUGUCACACGGAAGCUUAUCCAAGAGCUAUAAGCUAUUGGGUUUUCGACAACGUCAUGCUUCUCCCCACAAAAAAAUACUCAACAGAUAUAUCAGAAAAUAGUUAUAGAGCUCACAUGAGAUUAACAAUAAAAAAUUUACAAAAUAAAGAUUUUGGAAAUUAUAGAUGUAUAUCAAAGAAUUCAUUGGGCGAAACAGAAGGAUCUAUUAGACUUUAUGAAAUUCCACUGCCAUCUUUACCAUCGAUACCAAAAGAAAUUAAAAGUGGAUCGUCUAGUGGUAGAUUAGAAAAUUCAUUGGUGAAAAACACCGAUCCGAUAAACAAUCAAAAAAAAUUAGAUCCAUUUAGAAUAUCUCAGGAAGAAUGGCCGAAAAGGUCGUCAGGUGGAGAAAAAAAGGAAGAAAAAAAAAUAUUAUUAACAACUAAUUCUGAUUCAAUUAAAGGUUCAGGUAAUUAA